CCGUUCCACUACCUCCUUUUGUUGGCGUACCACCUUAACCUAUAAACAGUGAUUUUGAUGAGGAAACAAUAAUUAUUUAACGCCAUUGAAAAUGGGAAAACGUAAAGGCGAAGAAAGUUCAGAGGAUCAUUUAGAGACUGGUUCUUUGCAUAAAAAAUCAAAGCACAAACAUAAAAAACACAAGAAAAAACGAGAACGCUCAUCGUCAAACAGUGAAGAAAUAGAUGUAGUUGGUUUUGAUAUGAAAAAGGAAGGAACAGCAGGUUUUGGAUCAUUGAAAUUGAAGAUCAAGUUUGGAGGAGAAACAGUAUCAACAACUCAAUUUAUAAAUGUGAAAGGAAAGGAGCUGAAGACAGAAGAGCCUCAGACUUACAAAGAAAGCAGCUUGUACACCCAAACAAAACUUGCUUCUAUACAGAUAGUGGAACCGAAUAUUGAAGAAGAAAAUGAUGAUGAUCUUGAUGAUUAUGAUGAUGUAGAAGGAAGUGAAGAUAUCAACAUCAGUCACAAUGAUGACUCUUUACAACAAGGUCUCGAGUACAACGAGUUUGCAGAGGACUUGGACGAAUCUGUCUCUGACGUCAUUUCCCAAGAUUCAACUAUUAAAGAAGAUGAUGACGAUGAAUCGAAGUGGCUGGAUGCGCUGGAGUCUGGAGAGCUGGACGACUAUGGGAGAUUGAAGAAAGAGAAAGACGUCUCAUUGAUGACGGCGAGACAGAGGGCGCUGUAUGGACACCUGGUUGAAGGAGAGACAGAACUUCUCGAGCUGCCAACAUGGGCAAAAAGGAGAGACGAAAAUUCGGAGGAAGCACAGUUAAGAAGAAAACAGAGAGCAAAGAAGAGAAAACAGCAAAUGCAGAAACAGAUCGAAGAAACGAAGGCGCAGACGAUUGACAAACUGUUGAAUAAGCAAGCAGCAAAAGCAAGGAAGGAAACAAAGCUGUCCCACAAAAACAGGAGACAUGGAACACACAUCAAGUAUGCAAAUGGUCCGAAUGGCAUCAGCAUUUCCUUAUCCAAAGGACUUGAUUUCCCGAUGAAAGCCCAGCCCCCGAGAGAGCCACCAAUGUCGGUGAAGUGUGCCGUCGAUGGCUGCUCAAAUCAGAAAAAGUAUGCUUGCAGUAGGACAAAACUACCUGUGUGUGGAAUCGACUGUUACAAGAAAGUGCAGCAACUGGGUCAACCAUUGCAAGUAGCGAGUUGAUUGGUGUUUGUUUGUUAUCACAAAUUAUUAUUAUAACGAGUGCCAUGUACACGCAUUUGAAAGUGUUACCCCCGUCAAGUCCUUCAUCUUUAUGGGGUUUCCUGAGAAGGCGUUCUGCACCCGUGGAAGACGUUCUUCAAUGAUGAACGAAGAAAUUGGCGUUGCUGAAUGGUAGAGAUUCUUCCGGUCUGUAAUUUCACCGAAAAAGAGUCGUUUGCGGGCAACGCCAAAGAUUUUUUAUGUGUACAGAACAAAAUACCUUUAAUGUUUCCAAAUGGCAUUUCAGGAAUUGGCCUCGUUUUACAUAAGCAUUUUAUGGAUGCGAGGCCAAUUGUUAUGCGGUGUUUCUGUAGCUCUAUUUGUUAAAGAAAAGAAGAAGAUGAUGUAAGGGGAGUGUAUCAAUUAAUGCUUGUGCCUGUAUUGCUGUCUCUGAAUUGGGAAAUUCUUGCUUCUUGAUACCUAAUUUCUUCGUCUUCGCAUCGGCUGCUAGUUGAAAUCGGAGCAACACGUCAUAGAAGACAGAUUUUGCGCCUUUAACGUACAUGAAAAUUUCACCAGCUAAUUUACGUUUAUUCUAUAAUAAAUUCAAAAUGACAAACAAUGUACUAAAAUAUGGUCGAGAAAUUGGGCAGUGUCUGUCGAUAAAACGAUAAAACGAAAAAGUUUGCUCUUGAAAGAAACAGUAACAAAUCUUUAUAUGGAUGGUAAUAUGCAUUGGCAAUAUGCAAAAGGAAGGAAAUUACCACUUAAGUACGUCCAUCAAUUACCCAGCAAAAUCAUUCAGUUCCUGUGCUGCUGUUCCCAAAGUAUCUAUUUUUGCUCUUUAUUUAUGUCUUUCAUUUUUUCUCUGUAUUACUUUUUCUGUUUGCCCCGUUCUUUAUCUGCUGCGUGUGUGUGAUAGCUAGAAACAUAUAAAACAAAGCAUGCAUGUUGUAAGAGUAGCCCACUCGCUGUACCGUAAUAUGACGGGUUUAGUGCUUGAUAAGUUUUAUCUUUGAUGGGUUUUAUGGAAAACUCAUAUCAAGCCCAGUCAUACAAAGACUUUAUCUACCUGACUGAAAAUUUCAAACCAAUAAAAAUAGAAAUUGGUCAUUUUUCGCAUUCACAACCUUGGUAUGGAAAUUCAGUGGCACUCACUGUUCCGGUCUGCAAUAUCAUAUAAAAUUAUAAUUUGUCACCAAUAUUGACCAAUUUCCAUAACCAAAUUUGGCUGCAAUACUGUAUUCAUGAGGCUCUGGUACCCGGGGUACAAAUCACUCUAUAGUAGAAAUUGGUAAAUCCUUACUCAAAAGUGAAUUGCACCUCGAUAAUAUGGAAAGUACUUUCGUUCAGGUAAUUUAUGUCUCUAAGAAGUUCCUAUCACCUUUCGGUUUUAACCACAGCUAAAUUUUUAAAAAUUUUCCGACAACAAUGAUUUUGCCGAAAAUCCGUAAAAUUUUGAAACAAGAGGGGUCACAGCCCCCCUGCCCUCCUGCCCCCCGGCCACGACGCCCCUGGAGGUACGAGCUUCGGCGGUAUCUGAUCCUCUCCAGUAGAUUUCUUUCCAUCCAAGAUUUCUUUCCUUUCCAUCCAUUUCUUUCCUUUCCAUCCAUUUCUUUCCUCUCAAGCAGAUUUCAAUAGUUCCAUAAUUUCUUGAUUGUUUGCUUCUUGAAAGGAAAAUUUGUUGAUUUUUAUUCAUGAUUUUGAAUGAUAGCUAGGAAGCUAUGGUGGUUUUUAUACUUGUUCAGAAUAAAUCGAACAAUUUGGCGGUCAUCAGAAAUUCCAGUAUCAUUAGCGAGGUUAACGGGCUUCUUACCGCUGGAUUUCUCAACUAUGUUUACAUAGUAAUCAUUAAAGAUCUCUGUCAGUUUUUGAUCAUUUGCUAUAACAGUGUCGUUUUUCACAAGACAAAUAUCGCUAUUAUUUGAAAGAAAAGGUUUUACGAGGUCCCAGAAUUCUUUAUUGGAAAGUGUACCAUUUUUCGCCACUUUCAAGUGGUUUUCAUGGCUUUUUUCUUAGAGAAACACAUUUAUUACGCUGCUUUUUAAAUUUCCUUCUAUUUUCUUGGGUAGGGUUUUUAGAAGUCUUUUUUGAACCUUGAUCUAGUGUAAAUUGCCUUCUGUAAUUGUUGACUCAUAAAAGGGGCAGUAUUUCCUCUCUGAAUCUUAGUUUUCAAAGGAGCAUAUUUGUCAAUAAGUUUUCGGAGCGCAGAUGAAAGAUUCCUAUAAGACAGAUCUGCAUCAUUCGAGUCUGCUUUGAAGUCAGUAUUCCUCACAUCUUGCAAACAAUUUUCUGAGUCAAAAUUUUUAUAGCUACGGUAUUUAAUAAUCUUAGGUUUUAGGCGAGGUAUGUGAAUUUUCAUUACAGUUAAAAUCAGACCAUGAAAGUCACUUAGGCCAGUUUCAAAAACUGACAUAUUUUGAAAAUAUCUAGGUUUAUUUGUGAGCAUGACAUCGAUUGACGAACAAUUAUUCUUCGUGAAACAGGUUUUAUCCUUUACCAAAUUAGAUAGUCCAAAAACAUCACAGAACGAAAUUAACUUUGUGUAUCCUGGAUGAUGAAUAUCACGAGUAGCAAUGUUUAUAUCACCCACAAUCAUAACAUUAUCAUAUUUAUAUAAUGCUGAAUCUAAAGAGGAAGACAGUUCAGGUUGACAGAAGAGUACUUCCAGGUUGGCUAAAAGAUGCUAAUAAUAGCCCAUCUCUUUUUGACCCCAUCUUUCGGACACUCAAAAGUAGAAAAUCUUUUAUAGACGACCCCUUUCCUAAUAAAUUGCAUCAGGCCCCCGCCAAAUUCAUUCCUAUCACGACGAAUCGGUUCUUGGUAGUUAUUCAUGAAAAAGGUCUCGGUUUUGAAAUUUAGUUUUGUUUCUUCUACUACCAAAAUAUCAGGCAGGCAUCUUUCCAUCACCAUUCUCAUAUCAAUUAUUUUGUUUCGGAGACUAUUUAUAUUUAAAAAUCCAAUUAUAGGAUUAUUUGGAAUUUUAGUUCUCAGAUUAAAGAUAAAAUAUUUUGAUGCGUGGAUCCGAUUGAAGAUGCAGAAAAUGAAAGAUCCGCACUUUUAUCAGAAACCCUUGAGGUAAGAUUGGAUGGGGAGGAAGGUGGAACGAUUGAGGCAGGUGACUCACUCUCAGUUUGAGAUGGCGAAAUACUACCUAAGGUUGGACUUAAAGGUUUUGAAUGUUCAUCGUUUUGGUUCUUUUCUGAAGAAUCUGGUGAAAUACCAAGGUCUAGUAGGCACGUUAACGUAUCAGACAUUAAACAACCUGAAAAUAAAAUGUGAUCAGGACUUACAAAUUCGUUACCUUCAUUUGAUGACUUCGAUAUGCGCGAAUAAGAAAUACGUUCACAUAGUCAAACAGCAUUAAGGUAAUUUACAAAACUGCUCCCUAAAACAUUUGUACCUUCAUUUUUUACCUUCAUUUUUUAAGUGAAUGCCAUCUUGGAAUAACAAAUAUGGCCAGCUUUCAUCCAAUGUUUCAUGUUUAAUAAACGAUAUCUGACUUCCUGCAAGGUGUUCUUCCAAAAGCGAAUUUACCGUUAGCCUUUUACCUUCCAUUAGGUCUGUGUCUCCUCGUGCCAAAAUGCUGGACACAGCAACGUUUCGGAUCAUUCUUUUCGAGUUUAUAGCAAGUCUGGUGAUCUUUUUCGAAAUUACAUCAAGAUCAUCUCUUCUUAAAUCAUUGCAACCGCAGUGAAUAAUUAGAUGAUCUGGCUCUCUCUUCAGCGUUGUUAUCUUCAGCGGGAUUAUAUAAGAUUCCAUAUCAUCGGUAGUUGCGCCUGGGAAAGUUUUGACGAACGUAUUCAUGUGUCUAACACUUCGAUUUAUUUUCUGUUUCCGAUUUUCCUUUUAUGAUUGAAUCACCGACUAAACUAACUGUUGGUCUUUUCCUGGUAAAACGUCGAACCUGUGUGGUGUUAGGCCGCGUUUUUGGCUGAGUUUUAACAGCUUUUCCAAAUCUUAGACUUUCGUCACUGGUUUCGACCGUCUGCGGUGGCAAGUCUAUUUGCACUUAAUUUUGUUGUGUUUGGUUGCAAAACUCUCCAGACCGAGGGGCGAAUCACUGCUUAAAAUCACGUACGCUCUCAAAAAUAAUCACACUUGAAUCACAAAUUAAUCACAUUAAUCACAAAAAAUCACAUUAAUCGCAUUAAUAUCAUAUUAAUCACAAAAAAUCACCAGUAACAUUAAGCGCAAAUAUUUGAAUCUUUGGUCACGUAUAUUCGCCUAUGUAGUUGAAAAAAUUAAAUAACCGUUACAAGGUUUUCCACACUUUUAUGCACAUGUUUAAAACUCUGCUAACACACUCGAGAACAUGAGCAUAGAUGAAGGCCUCGCUCUCACGCCGCGGUCGCUGAAACAGCUACAAGAUGAAAUAUAAAUAUGUUGCCGAUUUUUAAGUACUUCCAAGAUGGGGCGUUGGGGCUAGGUGUGACACCCGGUGGGCCCCUUUCAAGUGAGUUUGUAAAACCCAUGACAAACAGACCUCUGUGAAAGAGAUGCGUGAAAUAUGAACAGGGCCGCCGAGAGGGGGACAAGGGAGUCUAGGGUUUAGGGGGCCUCUUAAAGCCAGGAAUUCCAAUAUAAGAACUAAAUUUUAACGAAACGCAACAAAAUAUACCUAAAAAGUUGUAAAACGCGGUAAACAACUGUAAAAGGUAUUCUACCAUGUAUUUCAAGCUAAUUUAUAUGGCGUGGCCCGAAAAAUGUUCUUGUUCGCUUCGCUCGCAGUCCGAAGUGUUUUGUCACGUUUGUGUUUGUAUCAAAUGUGCACUAUGUGCAAUUGUGCAUUGGAUUUGUUCCACAUUUUUUGCAGUCUUGAAGAGACUAUGGUUAGAGAAAAGAGGAUACACCCCAACAAAUGAAGCAAAUGAACCUUUAAAGUGAUAAAAACUGGCAUCUUUUUACUUUUCGUAGGUGCAUGGUUUCCUGGUACGUACCAUUUUUUGCGACAUAUGGUUUUUGAUUGGAGAUGUCAUACAAAUGAGCAGGCCAUCUUAUGAUCAUUUUCUCCCGGCCAUUUUCUAGGGGCCCAACGUCCCUGUUCUAUACUCAUUCCCCGUUGAUUGCUGAUCUACGUAACAAAACUCUCUGCCAAACUGCCAUGAUAGGUUGUCAUUUCAUUCAUGAAAUACUGUUUAAUUUGACCUAUGACUUGGCUAAACCAUUAUGUAUUUUCGUUUUAUUUAUGUAUCUUGCCCUAUGUCGCCUCUUCAAACGGGUUUGAUUGCACAAAAACCUAUUUGAAAGCACUUUCGAAUAUGUGAUUAAUUCUUAAAAAGUCACGAAUAAAUCACAAAUUUCACUUUAAUCACUAAAAAAUCAAAUUAUUCACAAAUUAAUCACUCGUGAUUUUUAAUCUUGUACACCAUUUUCAGUAGUGAUUUGCCCCUCGCUCCAGACGAAUUUGAACGAAUUUCAACGGCCUCCGUAUGUGUAAAGGUCUGCGUUUUAUUACUUUUGGCGAUUCAUGUUAAGGGUUACUUUUGUCUGUGGCUGUUUGGCGAUUCAAAUUUACAGCGUCAGUGUAUCUAUACUCCUCCGGUACAAAAAUUGGUUUUAAGGAUUCAUAAGGCUAAUUGUUUAUAACUUCAUAAUCUUCAAGUUGAAUCUGUCUGCAAUCUUGAAAGAAAAUGCUGACGAACAGUGCGCUUCUGGAAGUGCCAUAAGCCAUUUCCCGAGGAAAGGCCCUCUCUUUCUGGAUCCAAAGUGCUAAAGCGUGAUGUAGACUUCGAAUCAUCUCUUGAGAUUGUCUGUACUUAUUCAAAUACCUUCUUUCAGAAGUAUCGUCUUUUUUGUCGUGAUUCAAAAAAACAACUGUUUUAAGUCCUUUUUUUCUGAUCGUUAUUCUGAAUUUUUCCUGAUAGUUUCUUUUAAAUCAGCUAUUAUUAGUCUAGUCUUAAUGCUAUGAAUAAAUUUCAAACGAAACAAGUACAGUAAAAAAGCUGUGACCGCCAUGAGAGCUGAACUCAUACGAUAUUGUAUUUCUUUUUUUCAAACAUUUGUGUUUUGCAGUAUAACUUUUUGGCUACAGUUAGGCUCAAUUAAAUUGGUAAAUCGUCAACUAGCGACGAGCGAGUUAAUGCAGUGAAAAUUUCAAAAUAAUGUAAAACAGUAUCUUUGGUGAAAUCAAAUCAAUGCUAGGUAAAUGAGGAAGGCAGUUUUUAUAAUAAAAAGCAAUACAUCAUCCUUACAAGGCCAUUUUUGUCCAAAUUUACCUGAAAAUCUGCAAACUCUUAUGUCCUUCCUCGGCCAUCACAAAGACCUAACCUUAAAAUAAGCGAAUAUUUCUUGUUGCCAAUGAAAAUCAUUUGAUUUGAAAUCCACAAGGUUCCUUGAGGUCCAAACAGAAACUGACUUAGAGAGUUUAUUGAGAAUGAAACAGAAUUCCAGUGCAUUUCAUCAACAAAUUUUGUGCAUCAAUUCCAAAGCAAUUUCCCGCACUUAUCAGAGUUUGAAGCACAUCCACAAAAUGUUUGUUUAAUCAAAAGUAAUUUUCAAAAAUAAAAAAAUAUAUAUUUGAAUUUACGCUUCAUUGAACUUUCAGUUUUAUUUGCGCGCCAUUGACUCUUGUCAUGGUGGUGUAUUGUAAUAUUUUAUCUGGAUAUAAAAAUGGUACGAAAAAUUAGGGGCGUUGUGGCUCCUAGAAAAGAGCCGGGAGAAAAUGAUCAUAAGAGGGCCUGCAAUUUUGUACAAGGUUCAUUUGUUAUUAUUUGCUGGGGGUGUAUCCCCUUUUCUCUAACCAUAGUCUCUUUAAGACUGGAAUAAUGUGAAACAAAUCCAAUCCAAUGUUGCACACUCGAUUCCAAAACAGACGCGAUAGAGCACUUACAUGCACUGCGAACGCAACGAGCAAAAUAAUGCUGCGGCCACGCCCUUUGAAUUAGCUUGAAAUACAUUUCAUAAUGUUUUUGCAGUCGUUUACCACAUUUUACAAUUCUUAGGCAUACUUUGGAGCGUUUCAUUAAAUUUGGAAUUCCUUGCUUCAUUAAAUUUGGAAUUCCUUGCUUUAAGAGGCCCCCUAGAGCUCGAGGCCUUCGGGAAGUUUGCCCCUCCUUGUUCCCCUCUCAGCGGCCUUGUUCAUAUUCCAAGCAUCUC
Molecule: messenger RNA, 8281 nt
Organism: Rhopilema esculentum
Lineage: Eukaryota; Metazoa; Cnidaria; Scyphozoa; Rhizostomeae; Rhizostomatidae
Product: INO80 complex subunit B
Biological process (GO): chromatin remodeling
Cellular component (GO): Ino80 complex
Source: RefSeq, a predicted model, not a curated record